UCGAAUUCAGUAGCUGGAGGAGGCCGUGUCGACCAUGGCUGACGGUGUGGAUCACAUCGACAUUUACGCGGAUGUCGAAGAGGAGUUUAGUCAGGAAGCCGAAUACAACGUGCAUGAGCAGAUAGACCUCUAUGAUGACGUCGUCUCACCCUCCGCCAACAACGGGGACGCCCCAGAGGACCGGGACUACCUGGACAACCUCCCCGCCGCCGUUGGCAGCGAGGGGCCCAAAGGGGCCCCGCCCAGCGUCUACCCCUUCCCCGGGAAGAGGAUCGCUCUGUACAUCGGCAAUCUCACAUGGUGGACGACAGAUGAGGAUUUGACGGACGCCAUUCGCUCGGUCGGCAUCAACGACGUGCUGGAGAUCAAGUUCUUCGAAAACCGGGCCAACGGACAGUCUAAAGGGUUCGCCCUGGUCUGUGUGGGGUCCGAGUCCUCCUCCAGGAAGCUGCUGGAACUGCUGUCCAAACGGGAGCUUCAUGGCCAGAACCCCAUCGUGACCCCCUGCAACAAACAGUCCCUCAGUCAGUUCGAGAUGCAGUCCAGAAAAAGCACACAAUCAGGGCAGAUGUCUGGGGAGGGCAAGGCUGGGCCCCCUGGCCUCGGCCCCCGGGGCUUUCCUCUGGGCAGGGGGAGGGGCCGGUUCCCUGGACCCAGCAGCGACCGUUUCCCGGGGCCUGUCGGUCCUGGCGGACCCCCUCCACAUUUCCCCGGGUCUGGGAUGAGGCCCCCCGAGCUCAUUUCCCAUAGGCACCAGGACAGCCAUCUGAUGGAAAUGAAUUUCAAUUGCUUCCAGCCAGGGCAGGAUGGCAGUUGGCGACCCAGAGGGGGUCUUCAAGGGCCACCACGUCCCCCGUCUGGGCCCCCUGGUCCCCCGGGUCCGCCUGGUCCUCCCCCUGGGCAGGGUCUCCCCCCACCUCUUUCCGGGCCCCCCAACCGGGGUGACCGCCCCCCACCCCCGGUCAUGUUUUCAGGGCAGUUCGGCCAGCCCCCGAUUGGCCCCAUCCCCCCUGGCCCGCCACCCCCUGUGCCGGGCUACGGCCCCCCUCCCCCACAACAAGGCCCCCCUCCUCCGGGACCCUUCCCUCCCCGCCCGCCAGGCCCCAUUGGUCCCCCUCUAGCCUUGGCCCCCCCGCCGCACAUGCCCGGCCCCCCUCCUGGUGGCCCACCCCCAGCCCCCCAUGUCAACCCUGCCUUCUUCCCACCCCCUGGCAACAACAGCAUGCCCUCCGCAGACGGCCGUGGACCCCCUUCAAGCGAUCCCUACAGCCGGCCACCUCCGUAUGACAGAUCGGACUACGGUCCUGCCGGCAGGGAAAUGGAUGCGGCGCGAACCCCUCUCAGCGAGGCGGAGUUUGAGGAGAUCAUGAACCGUAACCGGGCCAUCUCCAGCAGCGCCAUCUCCAGGGCGGUUUCGGAUGCCAGCGCCGGUGAUUACGGGAGUGCGAUUGAGACGCUGGUGACGGCGAUCUCGCUGAUCAAACAGUCCAAGGUGUCGGCAGACGACCGAUGUAAAGUGCUGAUCAGCUCCCUGCAGGACUGCUUGCAUGGCAUCGAGUCCAAAUCCUACGGCUCCGCCUCCAGAAGGCGUGAGAGGUCCAGGGAGAGGGACCACAGCCGCUCCCGAGAGAAGAGCCGCCGCCACAAGUCCCGCAGCCGCGACCGCCACGAGGACUACUACCGCGAGCGCAGCCGGGAGCGCGAACGACACCGCGAGAGAGACCGCGACCGCGAGAGGGACCGCGACCGCGAGAGGGAGUACCGCCACCGCUAGAGAAGCUGAGGGAAGAGGAGGAUCGGGACAAGGAGGCCUCCACGGUCAAGAGCCCAAUCAGGGAAUGGACUGCCUUCAUCCGACGUCCGUCUGGAAGGAGCGGCUCUCAGCUCUCAGCACGGCUGUUUCAGGCUGAGCUACAGUAGACUAUAUCAGGUCCUACACUCAUGGUAAAAAUCC
Messenger RNA from Megalops cyprinoides (Indo-Pacific tarpon), 1954 nucleotides. RefSeq names its product cleavage and polyadenylation specificity factor subunit 6-like. The coding region runs from base 35 to 1774 and encodes 579 amino acids. Gene Ontology annotation, biological process: mRNA alternative polyadenylation. The record is from RefSeq and is a predicted model, not a curated record. NCBI's taxonomy places the organism in Eukaryota, Metazoa, Chordata, Actinopteri, Elopiformes, Megalopidae. Gene Ontology annotation, molecular function: mRNA binding. Gene Ontology annotation, cellular component: mRNA cleavage and polyadenylation specificity factor complex. The transcript is spliced from 11 exons.